Chiroxiphia lanceolata (lance-tailed manakin) is the source of this 1576-nucleotide messenger RNA. RefSeq names its product methanethiol oxidase-like. The record is from RefSeq and is a predicted model, not a curated record. The transcript has 10 exons. The coding region runs from base 43 to 1269 and encodes 408 amino acids. NCBI's taxonomy places the organism in Eukaryota, Metazoa, Chordata, Aves, Passeriformes, Pipridae. Gene Ontology annotation, molecular function: selenium binding.
CCCAGGUCUCCCUGCUAUGGCCAGGUGAUCCACCGGCUGCCCAUGCCCAACCUCAAGGACGAGCUGCACUGCUCGGGGUGGAGCUCUGGCUGCGGCUGCUUUGACAAUGGCCCCGCGAGGAGGAACAAGCUGGUGCUGCCCUGUCUGAUUUCCUCCCGCAUUUACGUGGUGGAUGUGGGCUCCCAGUGCCGGGCCCCCAAGCUGUGCAAGACGAUCGAGCCGGUGGACGUGUUCUGGAAGUGCAACAAGGGCUACCUGGCCGUGACCCACAGCCUGCCCAACGGGGACGUGCUCAUCGCCAACACGGGAGACCCCGCGGGCAACGGCAAAGGUGGCUUCGUGGUGCUGGACGGGGAGAGCCUGGAGCUGAAGGGCAACUGGGAGAACGAGUGCGAAGCCCCCCCGACGGGCUACGACUUCUGGCUGCAGCCGCGGCACAACGUGCUGGUCAGCUCUGCCGGGGCGGUGCCCAGACGGGCGGGACGGGGCUUCAACCCCGACGACCUGAAGAAAGGGGUCUUCGGGCGCCGCCUGAACGUGUGGAACUUGUCGUGCCGCAGCCUCACCCAGUGCUUCGACCUGGGCGAGGACUCGCUGCCCCUGAGCGUGAGAUUCCUGCACAACCCCGACGCCGCCGAGGGCUACGUGGCCUGUGCCCUCAGCGGGGUCACCUACCGCUUCUACAAGUGCGAGAGAGACAACUGGGCCGUGGAGGAGGUGAUUCGCAUCCCGCCCAAGGAGGUGUCGGGCUGGAUCAUGCCCAAGAUGCCAGCCUUCACCGUGGACCUGCUCAUCUCCCCGGACGACAGGUUCCUGUACCUCAGCAACUGGAUCCACGGGGACAUCCGGCAGUACGAGCUCUCCAAGAACUGCAAGCCCCGGCUGGUGGGGCAGGUGUUCGUGGGGGGCAGCAUCCUGCGAGGGGGCCCCGUGACCGUGUGUAGGGACGAGGAGCUCAAGUGCCAACCCGAGCCCCUGGUGAUCAAGUGCAAGCGGAUUUACGGCGGCCCCAGCAAGCUGCAGCUGAGCCUGGACGGGCGCCGGCUCUACGUCACCAACUCCUUCUACAGCACGUGGGACAAGCAGUUCUACCCCACCAUGGUCAGGGAGGGCUCCGUGAUGCUGCAGAUCGACGUGGACACGGAGAAGGGAGGCCUGGCCGUCAACAAGAACUUCCUGGUGGAUUUUGGCAAGGAGCCCAACGGGCCCUGCCUGGCCCACGACAUUCGCUUCGCCGGCGGCGAUGCCACCUCCGAGAUCCUGCCCUAGGAGUGAGCCCGGGCCGGCUCCGCCCUUCCCUCCCUUCCCUCCCCCUGCAGUGCCCCUGCUGGGAAAGGGCGGUGGCUGAUGGGCUUUGGGAUCCCGGUGAUGGGCUUUGGGAUCCCGGUGAUGGGCUUUGGGAUCCCGGUGAUGGGCUUUGGGGUCCCGGUGAUGGGCUUUGGGGUCCUGGGUGAGGGGCUUUGGGGUCCCCGUUCCUCGCUCCGCUCCCGAUUCCCCCUCCUGAGCUCAGGGAGCUCGAAUCCCCCCCGGCCUUGUGCGGCCAAACCAGUGCAGACACACGAUCCCAGUUCCCAUU